Drosophila ficusphila is the source of this 969-nucleotide messenger RNA. RefSeq names its product transforming growth factor beta regulator 1. Gene Ontology annotation, biological process: regulation of cell cycle. The transcript is spliced from 2 exons. The coding region runs from base 83 to 901 and encodes 272 amino acids. Gene Ontology annotation, cellular component: nucleus. Lineage: Eukaryota; Metazoa; Arthropoda; Insecta; Diptera; Drosophilidae. The record is from RefSeq and is a predicted model, not a curated record.
UCCGAUAAUCAAAACAAACCACCGACAAUAGCAACAAUCUGUUAACAUAUUUGUUUUUGCUAAACUUAUUAAUUAAAAAACCAUGAAUUUAAAAUAUAAGCGGCGGUAUGAGAGUUUAAAGCGUUCCGUUAAGAGUUAUCUGCUGGAAAACGCUUCCCUCGCCGAUGAGAUUUGUCGCCUCCAGGCAGAGUUAUCAGUUACAAGAUCUCAAAGGCUGUACUUGAUAGAGCGCCUUAUGUUUCAUGAGGGCCUGGAAAAAUCUAACAAUGGACGUCCUGGUGUUUCAAAUGGAAAGAUAGAACCAUCAGACAAUCAGGGAGGAUUGAAGAAAAGCAAGCCGGUGGUUUUGCAUAAAAAACCAACAGAUGUAAAACCCAAAAAUGUCACAAUUGUGCCAAAAAAGAAACCCAUGUUUCCGAUGAACCUGAAUAAUGUAUUGUUGCACUCUCUGGGCGAGAUAAUAUCAGUGAAUCCAAAUUUCCACAACGAGAGUUGGAUAUAUCCAGUUGGAUACGUGGCCACCAGGAUUUAUGCUCAUCCCAAGGAUCCGCGUAAAAAGUGUGUCUUCACUUGUAAAAUACUAAAUAACGCAGGAAUUCCCCAGUUUCAAAUAAUCCCCGAUAAUGAUUUGGAUGGGGUAUUCUUCGGAGAAAGCGCCAACACUUGCCACAUGGAACUUCUAAACUCUAUUCAGAGAUCACCCAAUGUUAAAGUAAAAAUACCCUUUGACGUGCAAGGAGAGGUUUUCUUUGGCUUGUCGAACCAAAAAACACAAUCGCUUCUUAUGAUGGAUCCUGGUUUUAAUCAGUGCACAAACUUCAAGGGCUUCGCUACUCAGAAUAUUCAAUCCCUGAAUAGCGCGUCAUUAUCCUAUGAGACUCUGCAAGGAUUCUUAUCAUGAUAAUUAUUUUAUGGUCUCUAUUUUUAUUUAGAUAUAACAAUUAAUAAUAAAAAAAAAGUUUGACAGAA